This is a messenger RNA of Juglans regia (Persian walnut), 1062 nucleotides long. RefSeq lists its product as uncharacterized. Lineage: Eukaryota; Viridiplantae; Streptophyta; Magnoliopsida; Fagales; Juglandaceae. The record is from RefSeq and is a predicted model, not a curated record. Bases 1 to 1062 code for a protein of 353 amino acids. The transcript is spliced from 3 exons.
AUGGCAAAGGCCUACGAUAGUGUGGAUUGGAAUUUUUUUAUCCAUGUCAUGGAAGCUGCUGGCUUUUCAUCUUUGGUGUGUAAUUUGGUGCGGAGAUGUAUUUCUUCCCCCUGGUUUUCGGUUGUAAUGAAUGGUGUUCCAAUAAGUGGGAGAGGAUUGCAACCAGGUGAUCUGAUUUCUCCUUACCUCUUUAUUAUGGUGGAAGAAAUUUUAUCUAGAUUGUUGAAAAAGAAAUUCCAUGAGGGGAAAAUUGUUGUUUUCUCACAACCUAAGGACUCCUCUUUAGUGUCACACCUUCUUUAUGCUGAUGACAUAGUCAUUUCAAAUGGCAACAAAGCUUCCUUAAGAUCUAUUUCUCAAACUCCGGAGCUAUAUGAGAGUUGGUCGGGUCAAAGAGUAAGCAAGGAGAAAUCUUCCAUUAUUUUCUCAAAGCAUAUUCCUAUCUCAAGGCGAAGAAGUGUAUUGCGGCUUACGGGAUUCACUGAAGGCACUCUUCCUUUUAAAUAUCUCGGGGUGCCAAUGGUACCAAAAUCCAUCAUUUGUUCCAUUAAUAAGAGUAUGAGCAAUUUCUUUUGGGGCUACAAGGAUGGAAGACCAAAAAAGUAUUGGAGGUCUAGGGAUUCAACGUGCAAGCCGGUUCAAGAAGGAGGGAUUGGUCUUCGAAAUCUGAUGGUUGUAGAAAAAGCGCUUCAUAUGAAGCUAGCAUGGAAGCUUUUAACGAAACAGUCCCUGUGGUCUAAUUUUUUUAAGGCCAAAUAUGUAAGGAAAAAUCGCAUCUCUUUAAUAGAUGGGAGUAAAGUUUCUAGUUUCUGGAAAUCUAUUUUGAAGUGUCUUCUGGGGAUAGUGAAUAACUCAAAAUGGAAAAGUUUCAAUAAUGCUCUUUGUGUUGAUGACAGAAUACGCCGUACUGCUCCAAUUGGCCAUGGUUCCAGGACUGCUGCAGAAUUUUUUGGCUCUAGUUCAUGGAGUGAGGUAGGUCCGUCAGCUGGGUUUAUCAAGAGUGGAACUGGAAAUGGAUUCAAGUACGGUUGUAAAAUGGAUCAAAAGAGGCUCUUACCUUGA